Messenger RNA from Candida tropicalis MYA-3404, 1776 nucleotides. RefSeq lists its product as uncharacterized. The transcript has a single exon. The record is from RefSeq and is a predicted model, not a curated record. NCBI's taxonomy places the organism in Eukaryota, Fungi, Ascomycota, Pichiomycetes, Serinales, Debaryomycetaceae. Bases 1 to 1776 code for a protein of 591 amino acids.
AUGGAAAAGAAAAAGAAAUUGAAGGAGAAGAAGAAGGCAAUGAAGGAGAAGAAGAAAGAAAAGAAGGAAAAGAAAUUGAAGAAGAUAAAGGAGAAAUUGGGAAAACUGGAUGAAGGAAGUCUGGAUAAAGGAAAUGAUAAAACGGGUUCUCAGAAUGAAAUGAAGAAAUCAGUCCAAUUACAAAGUUCGGGUAUGGUACCGCUUUAUGAAAACUUUAUGGUUUCUGAUGAUGAAAAUGAGCUGAAAACUGUAUCCAAGAGGAGUGAAAGUGGUGGUUAUGAUGGCUUUAAGGACGAUGAUUUUAUUGAUAAAGACGAGUCCGGCUCUGAUGGUAAUAAUAAAGGGGACAAUAAUGAAAAAUUGAACAAGUUGAAGGAAAAGAAGAAAGAAUUAAAGGAGAAGAAGAAGGAAAUGUUGGAGAAAAAGAAGCAAAAGUUGGAAAAGAAGAAGCAAAAGAAGAAGGAAAAGAUGGAAGAAAAGAAGCAAAUGUUGGGCAAGUUAAAAGGAAUGUUUGAUAAACUGGAAGAAGGGGACAAUGAAAUGAAAACAAAAAGUUUUCAUUCCGACUAUGUUGAAGUUAAAAACUCAGAAUUGAACGUGCUUUAUGACUUUGCUAAGAAAGGUGAAGAUAAUGAAUUGGUGAGUAUGGUGAAGAGAGAUUUGGUUGAUGAUUUGUUAUUAAAGGUGUUUAAUCUGUUGAAGGAUUCUGGUUUGAUUAAUGAAAUUAUUAGAAUGUCGUUGACUGAUCCUUUAGUUAGAAGAAGUUUGACAGAUGUGACAGCGAGAUUAUUGAAGGCAAGAGUUGUUCCGUGGGAUGAUAUUUUCAUUGCUUUGAGAAGACAUGGUUUAGCUUUUGAAGUUGUUGAAUUUACUCUUACCAAUGCAGAAACGAGGGCUGGAUUGGCAUCAUUCGUUGUUGAAUUGUUGCCUCGCUUGGUUAAUGCUGGCUCAAUAACACCUGGCCAAUUACUUGAUACUAUUCCAAGAAUUCAAGAAGAGGUUGAUUCAAGAAAGUCCCAAAAGGGGUCUACUUAUUCUGAUAAUAUUGAUUCUGAUAAAACGGGUGGUACUACUGAUGGUGCUAAAGAUUUUUCAGGCCCUGUCAAGCAAAAGCCACAUGAAGUGGUGGUUCCUGAUAAGAUUAAAGGUCCAAAUUUGACACCAAUUCCUCUGGAAAUUCCAAAAGAGAAAGAUUAUUAUAGUGAAGGUGAAGGUGAAGAUGAAGAUAAAUGUGAUGAGCUGAACAAAGUUCAAGAGAAACCAAGUACUACACCAUAUGAAGGGAAACAGAGGGUUGAUGAAGGUAAAUUGCAAGUUAUUCCAAAUACAGGGAAUAUGCCAUAUGGGAAACCAAUGUAUAUUCCAUUUGCAAGAUUGAAUCAAACGACUUCGGUAAUUCCUGUUCCAAACAACCAAGAUCAAUUUUUGAGAGAACGUGCAAAGAAUAAUGAAAGAUACGGACAAAUAAAGGAAUCGUUGCCAUCGCACCCAAAUAAUGGUUUGCUUGAUGAACAUUCCCGGUUUAAUAAUCCAGAGAAGUUGAAGAAUUUAAGACCGCUUUUUCCAAGUGGUAACUCUACUAAUGGAUCCGAUGAAGUGAAAACUCCGUAUCCAAGAAUAAGAGUAUUUUAUGAUGGUACUUUUAUUCCUAAUUAUCCAGUUGAUUUCAAACCGCCAAUUGCUGGUGGGUCUCCUCCUGUGUCUUCUGAAGAAGACACAAAAAUUCCAGUUGGUAUUAAUCCUCCAUAUAUUACGAAUGGUACCAUUACAAAUUAG